Molecule: messenger RNA, 5055 nt
Organism: Megalops cyprinoides (Indo-Pacific tarpon)
Lineage: Eukaryota; Metazoa; Chordata; Actinopteri; Elopiformes; Megalopidae
Product: terminal uridylyltransferase 4-like
Exons: 30
Coding region: 199-4872 (1557 amino acids)
Molecular function (GO): nucleic acid binding; RNA uridylyltransferase activity; zinc ion binding
Source: RefSeq, a predicted model, not a curated record
CAUGGCGAAUGUAGCUGCUGUUUUUACCAGGGCCUUGGACAUAUGAUACCAAAACAAAGCACGAAGAUGGAGACUGUUUAAUGCCUGGUGGAGUAAGAGCAGUCUGGAAAAAAGAGGGUACUCAGUGGGCUGUGCUGCUCCUUCCUGGUAAUAAAGACACCUAGAAAAGCUGAUCAUCGUUCUGGGACGUAGAGAGCCAUGGAAGACACCCUAAGUCCCAGGAGAGUGGUUAAGCCCUCCAGUAGUGAGGGCAGAGAGGGGAAGACCCAGUCCUCAAAGCUCCAAAGAGACGCUCCCCCUCAGAGGGACUGCGCCAGGGCCCCGAGCAGGAGCGUCGGCCAGAACAAAGCCCCGGCGCACGAGGAGCCCCGGGACACGGGGAGGCCGGGCGGCCACGGAGCGGGCAGGAGCCCCGGGGGAGGCGCCCAGGAGCAGGGGAGAGGGAAGACCCGCAGACUGUCCGGCAGGACCAGCCCAGGGGAUAGGGGGAAAGCCAAGGCUGGGAAGCAGCAACAGCAGCAGCAGCAGCAGCAGCCAGACACCCCGCUGCCCUCUGAGGGGCGAGACCCAGGGGUCAGCACGGCUCCUGCCGCGAAGACUGGAACGGACAGGGAACUGGCAGUCGCCGCGGCAGCCAAGACCCGAGUGGAACGCGGUCCGCACAGCGCAGUGGAGAACAGGAUUGCCAAGCCUGCUGCAGACCGGAACGACUCACCUGGAGAGGAUGCAGCAGGGCCUGUGCUCGAGUCGAUGGUGGGGGCGGGGAUGGAUCAGGGGAUCGACGAGGCAGCGCUGACCUCAGAACAGCAGCUGGGCCUGAAGCAGGCGGAGCAGCGGCUCAUCAGAGACUACAUCCACCGGCUCGUCAAGCGCUCUCCGGAGUACCCCAACUUCCAGUACCUAUGCACUCUCUGCUCUGUGCACAUCGAGAACAUCCAGGGGGCUCACAAACACAUCAAAGAGAAGCGCCACAAGAAGAACAUCACGGAGAAGCAGGAGGAGAACGAGCUGAGAGCCCUGGCCCCGCCCUCUCCGGCCCAGCUGCAGGCCGUGGACGCCUCGGUGACGAGGACCGCCCAUUCGCAGGGCAUCUCGGAGGAGGACUUCCUGGUGCGGCAGGGCAUCGUCAGCAGGAUGGAGGAGAUCAUCCAGCAGCAGCUCUCGGCCUGCUCCCUGCGGCUCUACGGUUCCUGCCUCACCAGAUUUGCCUUCAAAACCAGCGAUGUGAACAUCGACGUCUCUUACCCCUCCGACAUGACCCAACCAGAUGUUUUGAUACAAGUUUUGGAAAUUUUGAAAAACAGCUCUCAAUACACAGAAGUUGAGUCUGAUUUUCAUGCCAAAGUUCCUGUUGUGUUCUGUAGGGAUGUCAACAGCGGUCUGCUGUGUAAAGUGAGUGCGGGUAACGAUGUUGCCUGUCUCACCACCGACCUGCUGGCAGCCUUGGCCAGGCUGGAGCCCAGGCUUGUUCCCCUGGUCCUGGCCUUCCGCUACUGGGCAAAGCUCUGUCACAUUGACUGUCAGGCGGAGGGUGGGAUUCCCUCCUACUCCUUUGCCCUAAUGGUCGUCUUCUUCCUGCAACAGAGGAAGGAGCCCAUUCUCCCCGUUUACCUGGGCCCAUGGAUUGAAGGUUUUGACGUGAAGCAGGUGGACGAGUAUCACCUGACGGGGGUGAAGAUGGACAGGUUUGUGGGCUGGGAGCACCGGCCCCCUCCUAACAACGAGGGCAGGGGAGAAGGGAAAGCCAAGGUGGAGCAGAAGAAGCCCGCCACCAAGAAGAGUGAAGCCGUGGAUGGGAACGGCAAGCCGCUGAAGGCUUCAGAAGGCCUGACGAGCCUGACGCACGACGCAGCGCAGGGCGUGUCCCUGGGGCAGCUGUGGGUGGAGCUGCUGCGCUUCUACACGCUGGAGUUCACCCUGGAGGAGCACAUCAUCAGUAUCCGCCUGCGGGAGCUUCUGUCCCGGGAGGCUAAGAGCUGGCCCCGCCGCAGGCUGGCCAUCGAGGAUCCAUUUGCGCUGAAGAGGAACGUGGCACGCAGUCUCAACAGCCAGAUGGUGUUCGAGUACAUCCAGGAGCGCUUCCGCACCGCCUACAAGUACUUCGCCUGUCCGCAGACCAAAGACGGGCUCGCCAGGGGGCGCCAGAGAGGCAAGAAGGGGAAGUUGAAAGCUAAGGCGGCCAGAGGUGGGAAGGAGGACUCGUUGGCGAAGGAGCAGGAGGGGGGCAGAGGCGCCGAGCAGGGGCUCCAGGACGUGGAGGAAGAGAGCGAGGAGGAUGACGACGGGGGCGGAGGCGCGAAGGAAGAGGGCUUAGACGCCAAUGGGGCCCUGUCCGCCAACCUGAUGGACCUGCUGCUAGGCGAGCGGGACGAGAGCGGGGGCGGCCCGCGGGAACACGCCUCCCCCUCCCCGUCCCGUUCCCCGCGGGGCGAGGCGGUGGAGAACGGGCUGCAGGAGAGCGACGAGGAGGACGAAGAUGAGGAGGAAGAGGAGCGGGAGAUGGAAGAGGUGGCGCCAGAGACCCUGCACUAUAUAUUUGACAGGAUGAUCUUCACUGGGGGAAAGCCUCCCACGGUCGUGUGCAGCAUCUGCAAAAGGGACGGUCAUCUGAAGGACGAGUGUCCCGAAGACUUCAAGAAGAUGGAGCUGAAGCCGCUGCCGCCCAUGACGGAUCACUUCCGCGAGAUCCUGGACGGCCUGUGCAGGCUGUGCUACAAUGAGCUCUCCCCCUUACCAGUGGAACAGCAGAAGAGGGAACAGAUUCUGGCUAGUUUGGAAAGGUUUAUAAGAAAGGAGUACAACGAGAAAGCAAGGCUGUGUCUGUUUGGCUCCUCGAAGAAUGGCUUUGGUUUCCGUGACAGUGACCUCGACAUCUGCAUGACCCUGGAAGGACACGACACAGCAGAGAAACUCAACUGCAAAGAAAUCAUAGAAGGACUGGCCAAGGUACUAAAGAAACACACAGGUUUAAGGAAUAUCCUGCCCAUCACAACAGCUAAAGUGCCUAUAGUCAAAUUUGAACACAAGCAGAGUGGGCUGGAAGGAGAUAUAAGCUUGUACAACACUCUGGCACAGCACAACACCAGAAUGCUGGCUACAUAUGCUGCUAUUGACCCCCGUGUGCAAUAUCUGGGUUAUACAAUGAAAGUGUUUGCUAAGCGCUGCGAUAUCGGGGACGCGUCGCGGGGCAGCCUGUCCUCCUACGCCUACAUCCUGAUGGUGCUGUACUUCCUGCAGCAGCGGAACCCGCCAGUCAUCCCAGUUCUGCAGGAGAUAUUUGACGGGAAGACUGUCCCUCAGAAGAUGGUCGAUGGCUGGAACGCCUUCUUCUUUGAUGAUAUCGAGGAACUGAAGAGGCGCCUGCCGGAGCUGGGGAGGAACUGCGAGUCGGUGGGCGAGCUCUGGCUGGGCCUCCUCCGCUUCUACACCGAGGAGUUCGACUUCAAGGAGCACGUCAUCAGCAUCCGCCAGAAGAAGCGCCUCACCACCUUCGAGAAGCAGUGGACCUCCAAGUGCAUCGCCAUCGAAGAUCCCUUUGACUUGAACCACAACCUCGGCGCUGGAGUUUCACGCAAAAUGACGAAUUUCAUCAUGAAGGCCUUCAUCAACGGGAGGAAGCUGUUCGGCACCCCCUUCUACCCUCAGCCCGGACUGGAAGCGGACUACUUCUUUGACUCAAAGGUGCUUACGGACGGUGAGCUGGCACCCAACGACCGCUGCUGCCGGAUCUGCGGAAAGAUCGGCCACUACAUGAAGGACUGCCCCAAGAGACGCAGGAUGAAGAAGAAGGAGAAUGAGAAGGAGGAGGAGCUGAAGGAGGAGGAGCGCGAGCCGCGGGAGAGGCGGUGCUUCCAGUGCGGAGACACCGGCCACGUUCGCCGUGACUGCCCUGAGUACCGGCAGCUCAGGCAGAGGUGCACUGCAGGCCCAGUCCCUCAGAUGGUGCGCACCAUCGUCAGCUCUCAGUCCAUCCCGGUACCCCAGUCUGCGGUAGGAGCCCAGGAUCGCCCCGGAAGGACCAGACAGCCCUCUGAAUGCUCAGAGACGCGACAGACUCCGCCCUACUCGCCGCAGUCCACGCCCUUCAGCCAGGGCUCCGCCCACUCGUCCGGCUCCUCCCCCUCCUCCACCUCCCAGGCGAAAGCAGCGGGACCCCACAAGCAGGCCCCGCCGCCGCCGCACCCCCAGGUCCAGCUCCCGCUUUUCAGCUUCCCCCACUCGCACACGGGCCAGUACCACCCGGGCCUGCCGGCACUGGGCGUGCUGCCGGCCCACCAGCCGCAGCGCCACUCCGUCCCCCUCCCCUCCGCCUCCUGGCCCAUCCACGGCCCCGUCAUCCAGACCACCUCCUCAGGGCCCCACCCGUCCCCGCCGGGCCUCAGCUUCCCCCUCCGCCCCGCCCCCUCCAACGGGAACGCGGGUGCCUCCGCCUCACCCGGCGGCCCCGGGCCCAUGAACCUGAACGACCCCAGUAUCAUCUUCGCCCAGCCGGCGGGGCGGGACGGGCACGGUCACGGUCACGGUCACGGGCACGGUCACGGGCACGGGCAAGGACACUGGCACAACCACAUGAACCCCGGAGCGCUGGUGGGGAACGGCACUCUGGGGAAGUCAGACCAGGGGUACCAAGGCCAGUAUGGGAAAGUGACCCAGGGUUCGCUGUCCUGGGAGCACGGCAGUGCCGCCCAGUACUCCCUCUCCCCCUCCUGGUCCUACCGCAUGCCCCAGAGCUUUCUGCCGCAGGGAAACGGCGGCUUUCAGCAGGGCAAGCCUUUCAUCUCACAAGGGUCUGUGGUGCACAAUAACGCCCAUUUCCCUCUCCUCCCCCACGGUCGACACGUCAGUCUCAACUACAUCCAACAGAAGAAGUGAGACGGCCUCUUAUUUUACUCACAUGGGUUCGAAGUCUCAUCCAGACAGGAUAAAGGAGAUAUAUUUUAACUUCACAUUAUUUGGCCAUAAGACAACUUUUUAAAAUAAAUGUAUAAUUUUUGUACAGUUUUUACCUUUUUGUGUCAUCACAUUGAUUUGUGAUACAAAUGUCAAAUAUUUUAA